UCACCAGUUAAAAUCCACGAAUGUACACAGUUUCUGCAGAGUAGUGAAGAAAACACUGAAGGGAGCGAGUUGGGAAAGUUAUGUAAAACAAGAAAAAGAACGGAUGAUCUGAGUGGAGAAACCUCCGUGAAUUAACUUAACGAAAUGGCACUGUCACACAAGCUAUCAACAUUAUUACGGGGAAACUUUGUUUUUGCAGGUCGACUUCAAGCACCAUCUUCAAGCUUACUGAGCGUUGCAAAACGACAGAACUCCACAGAUGCCGCACCUAAAGUGUAUGGACCACUGAAGGACCAGGAUCGUAUCUUUACCAACCUGUACGGGCGUCAUGAUUGGAAACUCAAGGGUGCUAUGUCUAGGGGUGACUGGUACAAAACUAAAGAGAUCUUAUUAAAGGGACAUGAUUGGAUCCUUAAAGAGAUAAGAGACUCUGGAUUGAGAGGACGAGGCGGGGCAGGAUUCCCAACCGGGAUGAAGUGGGGCUUCAUGAAUAAACCAUCAGACGGAAGACCUAAGUACCUGGUUGUCAACGCUGAUGAGGGGGAGCCAGGGACAUGUAAAGACAGAGAGAUCAUGAGGCAUGAUCCUCACAAACUAGUAGAAGGAUGUCUCGUUGCUGGAAAGUCUAUGGGUGCUAGGGCUGCUUACAUCUACAUUCGUGGUGAGUUCUACACAGAGGCUUCCAACAUGCAAAUUGCUAUUAAAGAGGCUUAUGAAGCAGGUCUGAUUGGAAAGAAUGCCUGUGGUUCUGGGUAUGACUUUGACGUCUUCAUGCACCGAGGUGCAGGGGCUUACAUCUGUGGAGAGGAAACGGCAUUGAUUGAAAGCCUAGAGGGUAAGCAGGGGAAGCCACGUCUUAAGCCACCCUUUCCAGCUGAUGUGGGUGUCUUUGGUUGCCCAACCACCGUCGCUAACGUUGAGACAGUCGCUGUUGCACCCACUAUUUGUCGUCGAGGGGGACCGUGGUUCGCCUCCUUCGGCCGAGAGAGGAACACCGGUACGAAGCUCUUCAAUAUCUCAGGAAACGUUGUCAACCCUUGCACGGUAGAAGAAGAGAUGUCCAUAUCACUGAGGGAGCUGAUAGAGCGUCAUGCUGGGGGUGUGACUGGUGGAUGGGACAACCUACUCGCUGUUAUUCCAGGAGGGUCGUCAACACCUUUGAUUCCCAAGAGUGUUUGUGAUGAUGUCAUGAUGGACUUUGACGCUCUGGUAGCUGCGCAGACCGGUCUUGGGACAGCAGCCCUCAUCGUUAUGGACAAACAAGCCGACGUAGUCAACUGCAUCGCUAGACUAAUUACCUUCUACAAGCAUGAGAGCUGCGGACAGUGCACACCAUGCAGGGAAGGAACAGGCUGGAUGGAAAAAAUUAUGGAUAGAUUUGUAACUGGUAACGCUAAACCUGAUGAAAUAGACAUGCUGUAUGAGCUUAGUAAGCAGAUUGAGGGACAUACCAUCUGUGCGUUGGGUGAUGGAGCAGCAUGGCCUGUACAGGGAUUGAUUCGUCACUUCCGUCCAGAGCUGGAAAGCCGGAUGCAAAGAUUUCAUGAGCAACAACAAAAGCAAAAAGCUGCUUCUUCAUCGUAGGAAAGUAACGGAACUUCUUGAAGACAAUGGUUUAGCAAACCAAAGACUUACAGGAGGAAUAAAUAAACGAUUAAUCAACAUGUACAUUAAAUUUUUGUCUUCAGUAAUAGUAGCAAUACAAGAAAAAUUUGAGUGAUUUUAUGACCUCAUCUUAAAAAUUUACACUGGUAGUGAAUUUUUGUGAUUUUAUGAAAAAAGCAACAUUUCAAAUUUCUUCCCAUUUUUCUUUAACGUGUUUUUCUGUUUUUGGGGUACUUAACACCACAGAUGAAUUUAUCAUAAUAUUUAUAAUUUGUUUAUGAUACAUACCGCUUGACAAAACUAGCUCCCAAUGGAUUGCACAUAACUUCAUUGACCACUAUCUUUAAUGAAACGUGCUGGUGUGAAAGGCAAUCAUUGGCUUAGAAUUGUGCGCAGCGCGUACACACUAGCACUUUUCCAUUUUUUUCAUCAUAAUGGUCGAUGACGCUUUGUCUAAUCCAUCUUUUGACCCCUUGCACGCAAGACACACGGGGAGUGUGCCACACUCGCUAUUUUGGUGGUCAAUAGCUUCACAUGUAAACGCAGCGUCGCCUCAAAUGCACACUUCACUGAAAAAGCCUGAUGACAUUGACCACCAAAAUGGUGCAUUCAAGGUUAUUCUGAUGUUGACGUCAGGUGAAUUGGGCCAAUAAAUGCUAUCUCUUAGGGGAAUAUCCAAAAUGGGGAAAAAUUAAUAUGCAGGAAGGGUAGUCUAAACAAGGGAAAGUUUAGGCUUAGUUGGUCAUCGGAGUUGCGAGAGAGUAAUGAAAGGCUUCAGGCCUGAAGUCUUUUAAAUUUACUGAGAAAAUACC
Molecule: messenger RNA, 2417 nt
Organism: Asterias rubens (European starfish)
Lineage: Eukaryota; Metazoa; Echinodermata; Asteroidea; Forcipulatida; Asteriidae
Product: NADH dehydrogenase [ubiquinone] flavoprotein 1, mitochondrial-like
Exons: 13
Coding region: 145-1584 (479 amino acids)
Biological process (GO): mitochondrial electron transport, NADH to ubiquinone
Molecular function (GO): 4 iron, 4 sulfur cluster binding; NAD binding; NADH dehydrogenase (ubiquinone) activity
Source: RefSeq, a predicted model, not a curated record